This is a messenger RNA of Arxiozyma heterogenica, 3822 nucleotides long. It is a transcript of the gene AVO1, whose product is annotated as Avo1p. Gene Ontology annotation, molecular function: phosphatidylinositol-4,5-bisphosphate binding. Gene Ontology annotation, biological process: TORC2 signaling. Gene Ontology annotation, cellular component: plasma membrane; cytoplasm; TORC2 complex. The coding region runs from base 1 to 3822 and encodes 1273 amino acids. The record is from RefSeq and is a predicted model, not a curated record. The transcript has a single exon. NCBI's taxonomy places the organism in Eukaryota, Fungi, Ascomycota, Saccharomycetes, Saccharomycetales, Saccharomycetaceae.
AUGGAUGAGUUUUCAAUUAUAAAUAGACUGCGGGCUCGAUUUUUGGAUACAUUUGGGGAAAAGGAUCAGGUUUAUAGAGUUAUUAGGCCUUACUAUGGUAGAUUAGAUAGUAGUUCAACUUAUUCAAGCAUCGUAAAUAAUGCUAAUGUUACAGGAAUAAGUGGAAUUGAUGUGUUCUAUCAAGAUAAUCUAGGAAAUAACAUGUUAGAAUUUUUAGAAUCACCACCGAUUACAAGUAAUUCGAUGGACACUUUUAUGUCAAAAAAUGUUGUUCACAGAAAUUAUCAUAGAUCUAAUAACUUAGUAUAUGAUAAAGCUUUACAUCAUUUUAACGACCAUGGAACUGAUUCUAUACAUAUGGAAUCCUACAAAAGUCGUUUUGGUGAAUUUACAAAUACAAAACUUAAAGAUAAUAGUACAACAAUACCACUGAUCAAUAACGGAACAGGAGAAAUGCAUAAGAACGAUGAGAAAUAUGAUAGAAACAAUGAAAAAUUUGGAAAUACCAUGCAGCAUGAUUCCUUAUAUAAUAAUUCAGAGUUUGACAAUUUUUAUAAUAAUGAAGACUCGAUAUAUAAUUACGAAGAUACUGUCCAAUCAAGUGGUUCUAAGAAGAAACUAAAUAAAAAAGCAGCAUUUCGCUUUAAAAAUAUGUUUAACAGAACUAAGAGAAGUUCAGAUAAAGAUAGUUACAUUGAAGGAGACGAAGAUGAGUCAAUAAAAUUUUCUUUUUAUAACUCCAUGAACAAUGAACCAUUAGUGAAUCACAAGAACACCAAUUCACAUGUAAGUCGACAACCACCAGGUCCAUCUAGAAAUGUUAUUUCUAAGAAUUUAUCAAAACCAAAGCUAGGUAAUAUAAGAAGAAGAAGUAUGUACUCUAUGAAUUUUGAUUAUGAUGAGAAUAUAGAAGAUGAUGACGAGGAUGAGGAUGAGGAUGAGGAUGAAACUAAAAAGAAAAAUAACUUUUUCAAUAUCGAAGGUAUAAAUACAAUAGCAGAUAAAAUAAUUUCUACUGGUAUGCAAGAUGGGAAACCAUCACUAGAUGAAUCAACAAAUAAAAACAGUGGAAAUGCUGUAAGUAAUGGUAACAUUAAUGUAUCAAAUAAUACUACCAAUAUGAAUCAUAAUAGUGGAUAUCAGAGUUAUUCUAGUGUUAGUAAUAGUAUUGGAAAUCAAGAAGACAAAAAGAUAAUUGCUACAAAUACAGAUAAUAUAAAUAACAAUAAUAAUAGUAGUAAUACAACAAUUGCAGGAAAUGUAUCAAGAUUUAAAGCACAUUUUCCUCAGCUGUCUAAAGGUAUGAUUUUAGAUUCUCAAAGAAAUAUCACUUCUAGAUCUGAUACAACAAGUGUAUUGAAAAAUGAUUCUAAUGAAGCUUUGAAAGUAAAAUCAGAUGGAGUCCCUGAAGAGAAUGUGUCUGAUCAAUAUGAAAUUACAGACAUUGAUUCUUUUAUUAAUGGGAAGGAUCUCGAUGAUUUACAUUUAAUGGAACUAAAUGAUGUUAAAGACGGUUUGCACCAUAAUAGUUUCAUGGAAAGUGAAUUACUAACCAAUAAAUAUGAAAAUGAUAUGUCAAAUAUUCCUGGAAAUUUAAUGUCUGCUACUGAAACAGACUACAUUAGUGAUGAGUCUUCUUAUGGUAAGUCAUUGUUAGAAUCGGACCUUUCAAGGGAAUUUUCAGAUAAGAAGGAUUCAUCUACUUUUUUAAGUGAUUCUCUAUCUAUAAAUUCUUCAAUUCCGCAUAAUACAAUUUCAUCCCAUUCGAUACCAUUAUCUUUAGAAGGCUAUGGUACAUACCGAAUAAAAGAUAACCUUUCUGCAAGUCAAGUGCCUGAACAAAGUAUUAUUGGUGGUAGAUAUGGAAAAUCAAUUAAAAAUAGAGGAAGAAAAGACUCAGUAAUAUCAUUACGUGAGUCUAUGCCUAGAAGUGUUUCUAACAGAAGGUUAUCGUUAGUAUCUUCGCACUUAAAUAGAAAUGGAUCUGCUUUAAAAACUUCAAUGAGAUUAACUUCGUCGAAUACUGUUGAAAAUCCAGUUCUUCCAGUGUCCUCUGAAGAUGGUAUUAUACAUAGUAUUUUUAAAUGUAAGUCUAAUAACAGUAGAUUCGAAACGCACAAAAUUGUGAAAAAGGACGAUAAACUUGCAAAUGAUAAUAAAGAGGAUCAACUUUUUUUUAUUGAGAAAAAGAUUAAUUUGAAACCACAUAAACUUGAGUCGCAUUUGACAUCAUUAUUUAAGAAAGAUCAUGUUUCAGAGGGAAGUAAAACUGAAAUGUUAGAUUAUUUUACAUUUGUAUCUGGUGAUACAGUUCCACCAAGUGAAUCUAUGAAAUUAUAUAUAUAUAUUCAAGAUUCUAAAAAAUAUAAAAAAAAUAAUUUUACAACAACAGUAAGACGUUCAGCCACAAUAUUUGAAGUUAUUGGAUAUAUUCUUUAUUUGUACAGUACAAAAUACCUUCCUGAAGAUAUGUCAGAAAAUGAAUUGGAUAUGAAAGAGAUAAUUGAUCCCAAUAAUUUUAAUUUAAAGAUUGUAGAUGAAGAUGGUGAACCAUUCGAAGAUAAUUUUGGUAAAUUGAAUCGAUUAAAUCAAAUAUGCUCAGUAUCUGAUAAUGAAGUAGUAUUAUGUAAAGCUAGCAGUGAGGAAGUAUUAAUAAAUGAGAAAGAAACACCUUUACCUUAUAAAAUAGACAUGAAAAAUGGUGAGACAAGAGAAAGAGGUUAUUCAAUUGCUUCUUCAGCAAGUUCUAAUAAAAACGAGAAUACAUUGAAUCAGUUAAGUUUUUACAAAUCUAUUAUUUCCAAACCUGAAGAUAUCAAUAAUUCAACGGAUAAAACAAAUAUUAUUGAAAUUACAGUGUACAAAUAUCCUAAUGUGAAUCCCAAAUAUAACUACACAAAUAUUAAAGUACCUGUUACUGCAAGUAUCAAUAACAUCCUUGUUAAGUAUUGUCGGUUAAAAAAUAUGGAUCCUAAUGGGUAUGCUUUAAAAAUAAUUGGGAAAAAUUAUAUUUUAGAUCUAAAUGAUACUGUGUUACGUUUAGAUGGUAAUUAUGAGAUUGAAAUAAUAUCUAAGAAAGAAGUUCGAAUGUUACAAUUAGAGAAAAUAAAACCAGACCUGAAGAAGCCUAAGUUACCAACCAUCCAAAGUAAUGAUUUGACUCCGUUGACUUUAGAAUCUGUUUCUUAUAUGAAUAAGGGUACAGAUGUCCCAAAGCCAGAAGAAGAAAUCAAAACAGCCAAGAUUACUAAAGGCAAGAAUAGUUCAAAGCAUAAAUUGGUUUCAAUGAAAACUAAUAUGUAUGGAGGAGGAUCAACUGGGUUUAGCAGCACUAUGGGGAAUAGUUUCUUUAAGAAUAAAAACACGUCAAAAAGUUCUUUGCAAGGUACAACAGAUUUUUUCCAUCAUUCAAACAGAUCUCACGGUAUAUCAGAAUACACACCUGAUAGUUCUGUGGGGAACAACUAUCAAGAUAUCUUCUCUGGUGCAUAUCAUAAAUAUAAAGUAUGGCGCAGACAGCAGAUGUCCCUCAUUAAUAAGCAUGAAAGGACAUUGGCACUUGAUGGUGAUUAUAUAUAUGUAGUUCCACCCGAAGGUAAAAUGCAUUGGCACGAAAAUGUAAAGACUAAGUCGUUCCAUAUCAACCAAGUGGUUUUGGUAAAAAGGUCCAAAAAGGUCCCAGUUAAUUUCAAACUGUACGUUCAAAGAGGCGAGGAUGAUAUCAAACGAUACUACUUCGAGGCAGUAUCUCCGCAAGAGUGUGCUGAAAUAGUCUCCCGAAUCCAUAACUUACUAACAGCAUACAGAAUGAAUCACAAAUAA